AUGAUUACUGCUGGUGGAGUGGCGACAACGGACCCGGUCUUCACACGGAGCGAAGGAAUCAACCUUGACGAAUGUCUCCGGUGCAUUCGAUCGUUGGGGCGCUUUCAUGCUCUCUCCUUUGCGCUGAAGUUGCAUGAACCUGCCACAUUCGAAUCGUUGGCCAAUCAACUCCAGGAAACGUACUACAGUGCGCGGCUCGUACCGUGGUAUCAGAAUUUUAUGCAACGUUUGGUUACCAUUUCCAAGGAAGCACUCGAACUCGGCUGUAUGGAAGAUCCCGAUGAUUAUACGGCGAGUUUCAAGCGUGAUGUGCUAACCUUCCUGGACGGCGACAUCUACGGCAUGAUGGUGGAGCUGUCGAAUGCGCGCAACCAUUACUCAGUGUUCACGCACGGUGACUGUUGGUUGCCCAACUUUCUGUUUCAUCCGCAAGACGUUCGCAUGAUCGACUUCCAGAUGGUACGGUGCGGAUCACCCGUGUUAGACAUUAUUAUGUUUGUGUACUGCUGUACCGAUCAGACACUACGUAUGAUGCAUUACGAUCAGCUGCUGAGCACCUACUACCAGAGUUUCAGCGAAAUGUUGACCGAUCUUGGUACUGAGCCCCAGGAAACGUUUCCCGCCACUGCACUAGCGGAAGAAUUGGUACGGUUCGGUCGAUUCGGGUGUGGUAUAGCGGUAGAAGCGAUACCACUUUCGCUGCUCGAUGGUGCCGAUGUGCCGGAAUUGGAUAGCAUCGAGGGUACGGAUGCGGUCCCGCUGGAACAGAUCAUGACGCUGCGUAGUAUCAAAACACGGUACGGACGCCGCCGUUUGCUGGAUGUGUUCCGCCAUGCACGUGGCUGUGGAUAUAUUUGA
Messenger RNA from Anopheles maculipalpis, 858 nucleotides. RefSeq lists its product as uncharacterized. The transcript is spliced from 2 exons. The record is from RefSeq and is a predicted model, not a curated record. NCBI's taxonomy places the organism in Eukaryota, Metazoa, Arthropoda, Insecta, Diptera, Culicidae. Bases 1 to 858 code for a protein of 285 amino acids.